Messenger RNA from Vanrija pseudolonga, 1227 nucleotides. RefSeq names its product Thiamine thiazole synthase. NCBI's taxonomy places the organism in Eukaryota, Fungi, Basidiomycota, Tremellomycetes, Trichosporonales, Trichosporonaceae. The record is from RefSeq and is a predicted model, not a curated record. The transcript is spliced from 6 exons. Bases 25 to 1131 code for a protein of 368 amino acids. Gene Ontology annotation, biological process: thiamine biosynthetic process.
CGCAUACCCCCUCCCAGAAGCAACAUGGUCGAAACCUCCUUCAAGUCCUCCAUCGCAUUCAAGCGCACCGAGCCGGCGCCAGCCAUCGCGCGGCCCAUCUCCCCGCCGCUCUCAAAGGCCGAGACGGCGUCCAACGCCUCGGAUGCUGUUGAGGCCAAGUAUGCCAGCCGUACCCCCACGGAGGACUGGGACGGCGCCUACACCUUCGCGCCGAUCAAGGAGUGGCAGGUGUCUCGCGCCAUGACGAAGCGCUACGGCGACGACCUGUACCGUACCGCGGUCAGUGACGUGGUCAUCGUCGGCGCCGGCUCGGCAGGCUUGACCUGCGCAUGGGCGCUCGCGACUGCGCGCCCAGAGCUCAGCAUCACGAUCAUCGAGGCGGGCGUCGCGCCCGGCGGCGGCGCGUGGCUCGGCGGGCAGCUCAUGAGCGCCAUGGUUGUGCGCAAGCCUGCCGAUCGCAUUCUCGAGGAGAUUGGCGUGCCGUUCGAGGACGAGGGGGACUUUGUGGUCGUCAAGCAUGCUGCGCUGUUCACUAGCACCGUGUUGAGCAAGGUGCUCCAGUUCCCCAAUGUCAAGCUCUACAACGCCACCGCCGUCGAGGACCUCAUCACCCGCCCCGACCCGCUCGGCAGCGGUGGCCUGCGCGUCGCGGGCGUCGUGUCCAACUGGACCCUCGUCACCCUCGCCCACGGCCUCCAGAGCUGCAUGGACCCGCAGACCAUCACCGCCCCCCUCGUCUGCUCGUUCGCGGGCCACGAUGGACCCUUCGGCGCGUUCAGCGUCAAGCGCCUCGUUGCUACGGGCAUGGUUGAGCAGCUGAAGAACAUGCGUGCGGACCUCUCGCCGACCUCUGCGGCUCCCUCCUCUGCCCCGCACUCGCUGACGAUCACGCUCCCCCAGCUCAACAUGACCUCGGCCGAAGACUACAUCAUCAACAACACGCGCGAGGUCGUGCCGGGCCUCAUCACGGGCGGCAUGGAGCUGUCCGAGCUCGACGGCGCGAACCGCAUGGGCGCGACGUUUGGCGGUAUGCUCGCGAGUGGAGUCAAGGCCGCCAAGGAGGCCAUCAAGAUCCUCGACGCGCAGAAGAUUGUCGACGGCGAGGUUGUGGGCCGUAAGGUGUCGGCGUAGGUGUGAGCAGGGAGAAGAAAAGCCAGAAGCGAGGCAGGGCAGAAGCACAAAGCAGAAAGCAGAAAGAAUGAUCAGAAUGAAUCAGUUGCUUGCCCA